This is a messenger RNA of [Torrubiella] hemipterigena, 1721 nucleotides long. The record is from the annotation of a GenBank genome assembly. Lineage: Eukaryota; Fungi; Ascomycota; Sordariomycetes; Hypocreales; Clavicipitaceae.
AUGGUUAGAAAAGAAACACCAUCGCCUGCCAUGUCUGGCACAAUUGACCCCUACGCUUUCUUUGAAGCCCUCACAGGCAAGAAGAUUGAUCGCACUAUUCUCACUGUGUCAGAGGCCUCAUCCUCUACGACAGCAUUCAAUGAUGGUUAUGAUGAUGACUUUGCAGAAUUUCAUCAGUCAUCGCCAGCCAUGGGAAAGUUGCCUCGCCCAGACCGGCCGCCCAAGGAUUUCGAGCUCAAUGUCGGAGCGACCAAUCCGUACGCAUUGGUGGAAGCGGUUCUUGGCUACAGACUAGACUACAGUACACCAAAGGUUGCCCAUCUCAUUUCUAGUGUUCUGGCCACAGACUAUGACGAACUGUUUGACAUGAAGCACAAGUCCGUUCUCUACGCGGGCCUGGACUAUGACGAGCAACACAAUCGCACAUAUGAGCUGAAGCGUGAGGACAUCAACAUUCUCCAUGACUGGGAUUUCCAGACACCGGAUCUCUCUGGUGUGCAAACCCUAGCCGAUCUUGAACGGCUCGGUCUCAGUGACAUGGGAGCAUCCAAAAUCAAGACGGCUCGUCUACAAAAUGGAAAGCUGCAUCUCGUCCUUGACGCUACUUCCAUCACGCGCACCGCAUCCAAUCGCAAUAUCACCAGAACAGUCAAUGAGAUGGUGACGCGAUUCCGAGCUCAAGACGAGCGAAGUUUUGGGUGCCCACCCAACACGGCAUGGCGUGAUGUCGAAGAGCACGUUUUCAAGAAUGCCACACAGAAGCUCAUCUCCAACUUCAACCACCAGUUUGAUCUGGGCCACAAGGAGGACGACAGCAUGAACAUCUAUGCGGACCGCAAGAACAUUAGGUUCUUUGAUGGGCCUGUACAAGGCGCCACCAGCAACUCGUGGCUCAUUGCCGCUUUGUUUUCUGUCUACUGGUCAGAUAUUGCUAUUAUACAUCAGUGCUUCCGUGGCGAUGGCCUCAAGCGCAGUCCUGAUGAUCGCAUCCGCCACGUUAUCAAGCUCUACAACAAGGGUGGCAAGCGCAACAACGCCGAGGACCGCACACUGCUCGUCGACUACCAGGUGCCUAUCCACAAGAACAUGAAGGAGCCUGUCUACUGUCGCGCAGCCAGCGGCAAUGAUUACUGGCCGACUCUCUAUGAGAAGGCGUUUUCCAUGUGGAUUCAGCGCUCAGAUGUUGACCGCGCUGAUGCCACGCAAACGGCAUAUGGUGAUCCCGUCAAGGCCAUGGCGCAGAUUGACGGCAAGAACCCGCAGUACUUCUUCACCAAGAACCACAGCAACAGUGAAGUGAUUAGUCUUGUACGUGGAUGCUCCCUCAACUAUAAGACGGUUAGCCCUAUGUGCGCGUACACCUACCCGACAGGUAACGACUUCCGCGGCGCCAACAUGGUGGCCAACCAUGCGUACUCUGUGCUUGGGUGGGCAGAUUACGGUGGUCGCCAAUAUAUCGUGAUUCGAAACCCCUGGGGUAUUACGGAACCAAGAGGGUUGACAAGCUGCCCUGGUGUGAUUGAGCAGGUCGAUGCAUCAAUCUGGCCCCAGGCAUCUAUGCUGGACGCUGGAGGUAUCUUGGCGGUAGACGUAAACAUGUUUGAUACCUAUUUUGCUUGUAUUGGGAGAACAUGUGUAUAAAUGAGAGAACAGUAUAUCGUAUCAAACAUUAUAUUAUGUUUUGCACAAUUAUAAACUCUGAAUACAAUAUCUAAUAUUUU